GUCUCAGCUGGAGUGGUUGAAUCAAGGAGAGCUAUUCACGACACAAAAGUAAACAACAAAAUCGCUUUACGGCAGUGAACAUGGCUUCUGUCUUCAGCGGUGUGCUGCAGCUGACAGAUCUGGAUGACUUUAUCACUCCUUCUCAGGAAUGUGUCAAACCUGUUAAAAUAGAGAAGAAACAAGGUUCUUUGGCCAAAAUUCAAAUAGAAGAUGAUGGCAGUUACGUCCAAGUCAACCAGGAUGGUGGGAAGCAGAAGCUGGAGAAAGCGAAGAUCUCACUGAAUGACUGUCUGGCCUGCAGUGGCUGCAUCACCUCAGCUGAGAGCGUCCUCAUUCAGCAGCAGAGCCACGAGGAGCUCUUAAAAGUGCUGCUAAACAACAAGGCCAACGCAGACGAGCAGAAGGUGGUGGUGGUGUCGGUGUCACCGCAGUCCAGAGCGUCCCUCGCAGCACGCUAUGACCUCAGCAGCAGUGAGGCAGGCAGGAGGCUCACUUCUUUCUUCAAAGGCCUUGGAGUUCAUCAUGUCUUUGAAACGACGUAUAGUCGGACCUUCAGCCUGCUGGAGAGCCAGAGAGAGUUCGUGGAGCGUUUCAAGAGGAAGGAGCAGGACAGCAAGAGACUUCCCAUGAUGACAUCAGCCUGUCCAGGUUGGAUUUGCUAUGCAGAGAAGACCCACGGGGAGUUUAUUCUUCCUUACAUUAGUACCACUCGCUCCCCCCAAGCGAUGAUGGGCUCUCUGGUUAAAGGCUAUUUUGCUGAGCAACAGGGGCUAACUCCAAAGCAGAUCUACCAUGUGGCAGUAAUGCCCUGCUUUGACAAGAAACUUGAGGCCUCGAGGUCAGAGUUCUACCUGGAUGAAGCUGAGACGCGAGAAGUGGACUGCGUCAUCACAUCUGGAGAGGUUCAGAGAAUGCUGGAGGAGAAAAAUGUGUCUCUUAAUGACGUGGAACCUGUACCGCCAGACAUAAUGUUCAGCAGUGUGAGCGGGGGUGAGUUCCUGAGCCAUGCUGGGAGCGGGUCAGGGGGUUACCUCCAUCAUGUCUUCACCUACGCUGCCAAGCAGCUGUUUGGAGAGGAGGUGAAGCAGCUCACCUACAGGACCCUCCGGAAUAAAGACUUCCAGGAAGUGACUCUAGAGAGAGACGGAGUUGUCCUGUUGUGCUUUGCUUCCACAUACGGCUUCCGCAACAUCCAGAACCUGGUGCAGAAACUCAAGAAGGGGAAGUCGCCUUACGACUUUGUGGAAGUUAUGGCCUGUCCGUCAGGCUGUCUAAAUGGAGGUGGACAGGUUAAGCCCUUACCUGGUCAGACGCCAAAGGAGCUUCUCGCGAAGGUCGAGGCGCUCUACAAGGCGGAGCGCCCCCUAUCGCCAGAAGAUGACAUCCGCGUGUCCGAGCUGUACCGGUCCUGGCUCCACAGCGUAGGGGAGGAGAGAGCCAGAGCGUUUCUGCACACGGGCUACCACACCGUGGAGAAGAUGACAAACGGACUCGCUAUGAAGUGGUGAAGAAAGCGUGAUUAGUAGAGAUUUUUUUUCAACAAGCACUGACUACACAACCGUCCAAAUAAAUGUUUCUGUCUCUGUUCAGAGAGAAGAGAGGGGUUAUGGGCAAAGUCAAAUAUAAGCUGGUUUGACAUGUGCCAAUAACCUUUUAAACCACCUUUCUCCUUGUCUAAACAUUGUGUGCCUGGCAAGAAGACCACGAGCGUAGAUGAUAGACACAAUGCUGAAGCUAAACCACAUCAUGUAUACGGUCUGAUCAUUUGCCCUUAUACUGCUGAUUGUCCUUUCAAAUGUAUAAAUAUAGAAUAAUACAUUUGUGGGGCGCCUGUUACACUUCGAAAAUGUGAGCUGAAAUAACACAAAGCAAAAUGUAAUCAUUCCUUGUUUAUUUAAUCUUAUAUAUAUUGAAAAAAUAAAGAUUUUAUUUAAUUGUA
Sebastes umbrosus (honeycomb rockfish) is the source of this 1939-nucleotide messenger RNA. It is a transcript of the gene ciao3, whose product is annotated as nuclear prelamin A recognition factor-like. The record is from RefSeq and is a predicted model, not a curated record. Gene Ontology annotation, molecular function: 4 iron, 4 sulfur cluster binding. Gene Ontology annotation, cellular component: cytosolic [4Fe-4S] assembly targeting complex. Lineage: Eukaryota; Metazoa; Chordata; Actinopteri; Perciformes; Sebastidae. Gene Ontology annotation, biological process: iron-sulfur cluster assembly. The transcript is spliced from 11 exons. Bases 81 to 1508 code for a protein of 475 amino acids.